Trichechus manatus latirostris (Florida manatee) is the source of this 3074-nucleotide messenger RNA. It is a transcript of the gene TLR1, whose product is annotated as toll like receptor 1. Lineage: Eukaryota; Metazoa; Chordata; Mammalia; Sirenia; Trichechidae. Gene Ontology annotation, cellular component: Toll-like receptor 1-Toll-like receptor 2 protein complex; plasma membrane. The record is from RefSeq and is a predicted model, not a curated record. Gene Ontology annotation, molecular function: transmembrane signaling receptor activity; Toll-like receptor 2 binding; lipopeptide binding. The transcript is spliced from 3 exons. The coding region runs from base 525 to 2891 and encodes 788 amino acids. Gene Ontology annotation, biological process: immune response; inflammatory response; toll-like receptor signaling pathway.
GAAGGUCCACUGAAAACUGAUUCACCAUGGAUGACCCUGCUGGUAUUUGAAGUACCAGUGGCAUAGCGUCCAGCAUCUUCUUGUUGUGGUUAGGUACUGCUGAGUACAUUUGGACUCAUAGCGACUCACGCGUCAGAGUAGAAAUGCCCUAGCAUCAUAGUAACCUACGAACCACCGCAGUACAACAAACUGACAGAUGGGUGGUAGUUACACUCACUACUUAAUGUAAUACCAGUAGAAUUCAGUAGGUGGCAUAAAAGAGCAUUUUUUUCCUCCAACACUAUAAAUGUGGCUACCUCAAGAUAAAUACAUGUUUGAGGAAGUGCUUAAAUUUAUUUCAGACUGCCAAUGAGACGGAGAGGCAAAUUGUCUUGACACUUUGUAAGCAGUCAUGGGGAUACCAGCCCCUCUUCUGUAUUAGAUGAAAUCAGGACUAUGAAGACAUCCUUGGGAAAGGGAUCUAUAUCUGCAUCAAGAUGUUCUGAACAACCACAACUACAGUUAGGAAUGUCUAAUGUUACAAAAUGACUAAAGCUAAUUCUAGCAUCUUCCGUUUUGCCAUCAUCUUUAUGUUAAUACUUGAGAUCAGAAUUCAGUUAUCUGAAGAAAGUGAACUUCUUGUUGACAGGUCAAAAAUGGAUCUUACCCAUGUUCCCAAAGAUCUAUCUCUGAAAACAACAAUCUUAGAUGUGUCACAAAACUCUAUAUCUGAACUUCAGGCUUCUGACAUCUUGUCACUAUCAAAGCUGAGGAUUUUGAUACUUUCUUAUAAUAGAAUCCAGUAUCUUGACAUCAGUGUUUUCAAAUUCAACCAGGAAUUGGAAUACUUGGAUUUGUCCCACAACAACUUGUCGAAGAUUUCUUGCCACCCUACUGUAAACUUGAAGCACUUGGACCUCUCAUUUAAUGGAUUUGAAGUCCUGCCUAUCUGCAAAGAGUUUGGCAACAUGUCUCAACUAGAUUUUCUGGGAUUGAGUGCCACACUAUUGCAAAAAUCUAGUGUGCUGCCAAUUGCUCAUUUGAAUAUCAAUAAGGUUUUGCUGGUCUUAGGAGAACAUUAUGGGCAAAAAGAAGACCCUGAGAGCCUCCAAGACUUAAACACAAAGAGUCUGCACAUUGUUUUCCCCACACGAAAGGAAUUCGAUUUUGUUUUGGAUGUAGCAGCUAGCACUGCAGUCAGUUUGGAACUGUCGAAUAUCAAAUAUGUUCCAGAUGAUAAUGAAUAUUCUUAUUUCAUAAAUGUUCUGUUAAAGCUUCAAAAGAAUCCAAGGUUAUUAAAUCUUACUUUAAACAACAUUGAAACGACCUGGAAUUCUUUCAUUAAGAUCCUCCAGUUGGUUUGGCAUACAACCAUAGAGUAUUUCUCAAUUUCGAAUGUGAAACUAACAGGUGAACUUGACCACGAAUAUUUCAAUUAUUCUGGCACUUCACUGAAGGCCUUGUCCAUACACCAAGUUUUCAGUGAUGCGUUCCGUUUUCAACAGGGUUAUGUUUACAACAUCUUUUCAAAUAUGAAAAUCCAAAAUUUAACAGUAACUGGUACACGCAUGCUGCACAUGCUUUGCCCUCUUCAUAUUAGUCCACUUGUGUAUUUGAAUUUUUCCAAUAAUCUCUUAACAGACGUGGUUUUUAAAAAUUGUACAAGCUUGACUGCACUGAAGACACUUAUUUUACAAAUGAAUCAAUUAAAAGAACUUGCAAAUAUAAUUUAUAUGACCAAGGAUAUGAAGUCUCUACAACAAUUGGAUAUUAGCCAGAAUUCUCUAAGGUAUGAAAAUGAAGGAAAUUGCUUUUGGACUAAAAGUUUAUUAAUUUUAAAUAUGUCUUCAAACAUACUUACAGACUCUGUUUUCAGAUGUUUACCUCCCAGUGUCGCAGUUCUUGAUCUUCACAAUAACAGAAUAGUGAGUAUCCCUAAAGAUGUCACCAGCCUGGAAGCUUUGGAAGAAUUAAAUGUUGCUUUCAAUCAUCUAACUGACCUUCCUGGAUGUGGUACCUUUAGCAGGCUUUCUGUACUGAUUAUUGACUAUAAUUUAGUUUCGCACCCAUCAGCUGAUUUCCUCUAUAGCUGCCAGAAGAUUAGGUCAAUAAAAGCAGGGAACAAUCCAUUCCAAUGUUCAUGUGAAAUAAGAGAAUUUAUCAAAAGUAUAAGCCAAAUAUCAAGUGAAAUGGUAAAGGGCUGGCCUGAGUCUUAUAAGUGUGCCUACCCAGAAAGCUACAAGGGAACCCCAUUACAGGACUUUCACAUAUCUCAAUUAUCUUGCAACACAACGCUGCUGAUCAUCACCAUUGGAGUCACUGUGCUGGUGUUGGUUGUUACUGUGACCUUCCUCUGCAUCUGCUUGGAUCUUCCCUGGUAUCUCAGGAUGAUAUGUCAGUGGACCCAGACCCGGUACAGGGCGAGGAACACACCCUUAGAAGAACUCCAGAGAAAUCUCCAGUUCCAUGCUUUCAUUUCAUACAGUGGGCAUGAUUCUGCCUGGGUGAAGAGUGAAUUACUACCAAACCUAGAAAAAGAAGAUAUACGGAUUUGCCUCCAUGAAAGAAACUUUGUUCCUGGCAAAAGCAUAGUUGAAAAUAUCAUAAACUUCAUUGAAAAAAGUUACAAGACCAUUUUUGUUUUGUCUCCCAACUUUGUCCAGAGUGAGUGGUGCCAUUAUGAACUUUACUUUGCUCACCACAAACUCUUUCAGGAUGCUUCUGAUAACCUAAUCCUCAUCUUGCUGGAACCCAUUCCACAGUACUCCAUUCCUAGCAACUAUCACAAGCUCAAAACUCUCAUGGCACAGAGGACUUUUUUGGAAUGGCCCAAGGAGAAGAACAAACAUGGACUUUUUUGGGCUAACCUAAGAGCCACCAUUAAUAUUAAGUUGAUAGAACAAAAUAAAUAGAUCACACAUCAAUAAAAAAAUAUUCCUCUUUUCAAUGCUGCUGCUUUGGAAGUUCGAACAAGUUUAGUUUAUUUUGCAUUGGUACUAAUCUGAACAUAAUUUUGAAUUUGUGAUGUAGAUAAAAAUGUGUGCUUUCAGGUACAAAUUUACCACUUAUAGGUGGCAAUAAAAUUAAUGAAAUGA